CCUAUAGCUCAGCACCAACCCGAGUCGUCCACACACCACAUCAACAAACACGAAGCGGAAGAGGCGAAAGCAAAAGCCAAGACUCGGCUUUCCUCUCGCUCGCCGCUCGCUGCUCUCUGCUCUCUAGGCCGUGCGCAGGGCACACGCUUCCCUCACUCCCCCGCCUUUCGUCGUACCUCGAUCGAGGCGAGCUGAUAGGGAGUGAGCUACCCCUACGGAAGAAGGAAGAAGGAAGGCACACAAGUUCGUGUGCAGCAGGGCGAGAUGGCGGGCGCGCUGGGCGUGAAGGCGACGCCGUUCACCUACGCGGCGCACGCGCUGGGCGCGGCGGCGGCGGCCAUGGUGCUCGUCUGGUGCAUCCACUUCCGCGGCGGCCUCGCCCUCGAGGCGGUCAACAAGAACCUCAUCUUCAACGUCCACCCUGUUCUUAUGCUCAUCGGCUUCAUUAUCCUUGGCAGUGAAGCCAUCAUGGUCUACAAGGUAUUUCCGGGACUGAGCCACGACACGGCCAAGCUGACCCACCUGAUCCUCCACGCGAUCGCCAUCGUCCUCGGCGCCGUCGGGAUCUACUGCGCCUUCAAGUUCCACAACGAGAGCGGGAUCGCCAACCUCUACAGCCUGCACUCCUGGCUCGGGAUCGGAGCCAUUUCUCUCUACGGAAUCCAGUGGAUAUUUGGGUUCGUGACGUUCUUCUUCCCCGGGGCGGCGCCGGACGUGAGGCGCGGGGCUCUGCCGUGGCACGCGCUGUUCGGGCUCUUCGUCUACGUGCUCACGCUGGCGACGGCGGAGCUCGGGUUCCUGGAGAAGAUGACGUUCCUGCAGAGCUCCGGGCUCGACAAGUACGGCGCGGAGGCGCUCCUGGUCAACUUCACGGCCCUCGUCGUCGUGCUCUUCGGCGCCGCCGUGGUCGUCGCUGCCGUCGCUCCCGCGGCUAAGGUGGAGGAGCCGGAGGGAUAUGCUCCGAUCCCAGUCAUCGGUUAGUAGCAUCCUAGUACGUGGCUACGUGCUACUGAUCGUCGAAAGUCCAGAAGCGAGACCGCGUGUGCGAUUGGUUCCACGAGAUCGGGUGUAAGCACAGAACUCACGUCUGAUUUGUGUGUAUCAGCUGAACCGUACGAUUUGAUUACUGAAAACUGCAGUGGUACCUUUGAAAGAUCAUGAGAUGGCUUGAUAA
Molecule: messenger RNA, 1174 nt
Organism: Aegilops tauschii subsp. strangulata
Lineage: Eukaryota; Viridiplantae; Streptophyta; Magnoliopsida; Poales; Poaceae
Product: probable ascorbate-specific transmembrane electron transporter 2
Molecular function (GO): oxidoreductase activity
Source: RefSeq, a predicted model, not a curated record